AGUUACUAUCAGACACAGUCACAAGACAAGGACUAAAGCUCUUUAACUUUAUUUAUUUUAUUCAGUCAAAGAACAAUUUGAAUUAUUUAUGAAAAAGCCUGUAUAAAGCAGUUCACUUAAACAACAUUGUUUUAUCAUAAUUAGUACUAUAAUUAUUAUACUAAACACAGUGAUAAGGACUUAAUCUGCAAUUGUCUUUGUAGCAUUUGUCUCUUCAUGGGAGAAGAAGAUUCUUCUUUAACCUAUCGUAGAAGAUCGAUCACUGUCUUAUUUUCUUGAAAAGUUUAUACUGUCAGUGUAUAGAAGUUUAACGCGGCCGCUUAUAAAAACAAGAAACAAGUCACUUUCUUCACUUACCGUCUCGAGACGAAAAAAAAAUGAAAGUAGUCAAGAUCUGUGAAGAGGUUAUCAAGCCAUCAUCUGCAACUCCAGAUGAACUUAGAGAGCAUAAGAUAUCUUUCAUAGAUGAAAUAAUACCUCAUUCUUCAAUUCCACUCAUUUUGUUCUACAAAAAAAGUGAAACUGUCACACAAUCACAAAUAUGCAGACACUUAAAGACUUCACUUUCACAAACUUUAACUCAGUUUUAUCCUUUGGCUGGAAGAAUGAAGUCUCAAUGUUCAAUUGAUUGUAAUGAUGAAGGAGUUUACUAUCAAGAAACACAAGUGGAUGGUUCAGUUUUCGACAUCGUCAAGAACCCAAAGUCCAGUGAAUUGGUGAAGUUAACACCUUAUAAUUCAGAUGGCACCUCGUCGAAUUUUCAAGAACUUUUAGCCGUACAAGUUAACUUAUUCGACUGUGGUGGCAUAGCGGUUGGUAUCUCCAUGACGCAUAAGAUUGGUGAUGCUUCUAGCCUUUGUACAUUCAUCAAGAACUGGUGCGAUGCGAGCGAAGGAUUAAGAAACAACAAAUGUGGCGCGGACUCUUUUGAAGGAUCUGACACGCACCCACCGGUGUUUUUGAAGAAUCCAAGUGACAUAGGCAACAAGAAGGUGAAAAAAGACUCUACUUUCAUCUCUUUAUCAUCAAUCUUUCCGCCAAGAGGGACAACUGAUGACACGCCAGACAAAAAGUGCGUAGCGAUUCAGCCUGUCGCUGAAAAGCUAGCAGUAAAAAGAUUCGUUUUUACAGCUCCAAACAUAGCUAAAAUGAAGAGUAAGUUGAUGAACUAUGGUUACAAUGAAAACGCGACGCGUGUAGAAGUAGUAAGUGCUUUGUUAUGGAAAUGUUUCAUGGUUGCAAAAGGAUGCAACUCAGUUGUUGUUAUCCCAAUGAAUGUAAGGCAAAGGAUAGUUCCACCUUUGCCUGAAAGCUCAUUUGGGAACUUCUUCUUGAUAACAAAUGCUAUAGCAAGUGUAGGUGACAAUUGGUUGUCUAUGGUUGGGAAGAUAAAGAGCGCAAUUGGGAGAAUUGCUGGUAAUUACAUGGAGAAAAUCCGCGGAGAGGGUGGUUUUGAGUUCGUUAAGAGUAAUUUUAACCAACUCGGAGAAUUGAUCAUGAGUCAAGGGAGCCAUGUUCGCGUGUUAACAAUUGGAAGUUGGUGCAACUUUCCGAUUAAUGAAGCAAACUUCGGAUGGGGUGAGUCUAUUUUGAAGGUUGUCGCGAUCGUUGGAGUGAAAGAUAAUGUUGUUCUGUUAGAUUCUGCAGAAUUUGCUGGUGGAAUUGAAGCUUGGGCUAUUAUGACUGAUGAAGAAUUGACAUUGUUUGAACAAGACAAAGACCUUCAAGAGUUUACUUCAUUAGAUGUAAUUUGUGAUCUCGAUUGAAAGAAGAGUAAAUGCACUGUUUCCAUCCUCAAGUAUAAACGAAAUUAUUGAGACACACCCGAACUUUAGGAGGGUCUUAUUACCCCUGGACUAAUUAAAAUCGUAUUUUUGGCAACCUUAGCGCCUACGUGGCACUUCAAUGAAUCAACACACUGAAGGUCCACGUAGGCGCUAAGGUUGCCAAGAGUACGGUUUUAAUUAGUCCGGGGGUAAUAGGACCCUCCUAAAGUUCUAGUGUGUCUCGGCAAUUUCGUGUAUAGUUUAGGAUGGAAACAGGGCAGUGCAUUUUCUCUUGAAAGAAAACAGAAGAUUUUCCACAAAUCAAAAUGUAUGAUUGAUUGAUCAACUGAACAUUUCUUUCUAUUAUAGUCACUCACAAA
Molecule: messenger RNA, 2146 nt
Organism: Capsicum annuum
Lineage: Eukaryota; Viridiplantae; Streptophyta; Magnoliopsida; Solanales; Solanaceae
Product: stemmadenine O-acetyltransferase
Exons: 1
Coding region: 378-1766 (462 amino acids)
Source: RefSeq, a predicted model, not a curated record